This is a messenger RNA of Triticum dicoccoides, 1649 nucleotides long. RefSeq names its product BTB/POZ domain-containing protein At2g46260-like. Gene Ontology annotation, cellular component: nucleus. Gene Ontology annotation, molecular function: protein binding. Lineage: Eukaryota; Viridiplantae; Streptophyta; Magnoliopsida; Poales; Poaceae. Gene Ontology annotation, biological process: response to red light. Bases 118 to 1035 code for a protein of 305 amino acids. The transcript has 6 exons. The record is from RefSeq and is a predicted model, not a curated record.
UCAUUUUACCAAUCGGCACAGCACGCUCCCACAGCUGCCUCCAUCCGUCCCCUUCUCCUCCAACUCCUCCGCCGCCGCUCCUGCUAGGGUUAAGGUAACGUGCGCGCGAGGCGACCGAUGUCGACGGGAGCGGGAGCGGAACCGGAGAUGGACGACGGUUACGGCUUUGACACGGUCUUCAACGUGGAGGCUUUCUCCGACAGGACGCUGCAGGUAGAGGUCGUCGGCCGCGACGACCACGCGCCUGGGUCCGGCCGCAAGCGCCGCCGCGAGGAGGACAAAGAAUAUGAUGGAGAACAUAUUGACUCGUCUUGUACUGUGAUGAGUACACCAGUUUUACGAGUGGAGACCAUAUAUGUGAGCUCGGCGAUUCUUGCUGCAAAAAGUAGUUUCUUUCGCAAGCUUUUCUCAAAUGGCAUGAAAGAAUCUGGUCAGAGAGAGGCAACAGUUAGACUUGCUGAUUCAGAGGAAAAGGCCUUCAUGGAGCUUUUACGCUUCAUGUACACGGGAAAGUUGACACCAACAACUGAGCCCACUCAUCUGGUUGACAUCUUGAUGGCUGCUGACAAAUUUGAGGUCAUUUCUUGCAUGAAGCUUUGUGGUAAGCGGCUUAUCGACCUGCCUAUGACCCCAGAGUAUGCAGUGAUGUGCCUAAAUCUCCCGUGUUCUAUUUCAGUGCCAGCUGCCCUAACAGAGGCAGUCAUGAAAUUCCUUGCUGAACGGUACAAGGAAUUCCUGUCAACAGAGUCCCAAGAUGAACUGAUGAGGAUCCCUGGUGCUGGGAUUGAAGCCAUCCUAAGAAGGAAUAGCUUUGGGUUUGCAUCUGAAGUAGCUGUCUAUGACUUCGUGCUUAGGUGGACCUGUUAUCAGUGCCCAAAUUCAGAAGAAAGACGGAAGUUCUCGAGUAAUAUUUUACUUCCGGUUGUGCAACAAAUGCACAUGUUGACCAAUGCCUUUGCAAUGUUCACCAACGCCAUUGCAGUUGAUCAUCCGUCUGGGACCAUGUCUUCUAUCUCUCGGCAUGCUGUGCUAUGAAGGAGCAGCUCCAAUAUUUUUACCUUGGAAUACAAGUGCUAACAUAUACCAAGGGGGCAGCAAGGGGGGCAAUAGAUUAUAAGUUUGAGGCAAAGAGAACACCGUCGCUGGAGUUUGUCACCAUGUUUAGUCGCACCAUCAACUCCGAUAGCAGGGUAGCUGUUCGAUGCAAGUUUCUUUGGUCGCAGUUCAUUGCUGACAACAACCCGUUCUUCGUUGAGGACAAACUCCAUUUGCGAGUCCAUGUGACCACAAAACCGCUGCAGCCAUAGUGUGAUGUGUGCAUUAGCUGCUAGCUUGACGAGCCCAAGAGUUUCGUUUGUGCGGGCGAGGAAAAGCCCCUAUUAUUCUGAAACAUGAAGAAACCUGAACCGGGGUGCUCUGGCUAUUUGCUAGCAUUUUGCUCACUCUCUUUUGGUGACUGGAAUUAAUGUCGCAUGUAAGUAUCUAGAAUCUGAUGCUGGGGGUUUCACCUUCUUGAAUACUGUUACUAGACGCAAAACUGUUGUCUGCCCCGAAGGUGCUGGCCAGUUAAUGCUGCGGCAUAGGCCAAUGUUCACAAAAACUGUUGCUUUGCAGGUCAGUGGCAACGAAAUGCUCAAAAGUUUGCUCUC